Messenger RNA from Strongylocentrotus purpuratus (purple sea urchin), 2302 nucleotides. Its product is annotated as adhesion G-protein coupled receptor G2-like. Gene Ontology annotation, biological process: cell surface receptor signaling pathway; G protein-coupled receptor signaling pathway. The transcript is spliced from 2 exons. Gene Ontology annotation, cellular component: membrane. The coding region runs from base 37 to 1956 and encodes 639 amino acids. The record is from RefSeq and is a predicted model, not a curated record. Gene Ontology annotation, molecular function: G protein-coupled receptor activity. Lineage: Eukaryota; Metazoa; Echinodermata; Echinoidea; Camarodonta; Strongylocentrotidae.
CAAACGCUGGAAACUAUCUUUUUGAAUUUGAUUUACAUGGAAUGUCCCCCUCGUACCACUGGAGGACGAAUUAUUCCACCCAUUCUUCCUUUCCCCACUUAUCCAAUUUCUGUCCUUUUCGAUUUUUCAUCUGUUGAAGGGCUCUCUAGCCAAGAACCACCAAUCGAUCUUUCUUGUAGAGAUAACCAAGUAUUUGAUCAGUUUAAUAAACUGUGUAUUAAUCUCACGUGUCCAGUAGGGUAUGAUCUCAUGAACGGCACUUGUCAAAGGCUUCCUGCAAAUUCCCAUUGCUCGUUCAAAGAAACGAUCCCUAUUUUUAUUGAAGUGGAGUGCAUGUAUAAUGUUGGAGACAUGUCAAACUGCCAUCCCGAUGUGCGUUUACACGAUUACGUAAUAUCUUUAAUCAAUGGAAAUUACAUAUCCCCAACGAAUUUUACCAUUAGUAGGUUCACAGCCGAAAUAAAGGAGAAUGAUUCAUUUACCAAAUGUUCUCAGACCUUGGACAUUUGGGGGUAUCUAGGAAUCAAUAUAGACGUCUCUCAAGAAAACCUUGACAGUGUAUUCUUGUCAACAAACCAACAAAGCUCAGCUGUGAAUGACAUCUGCAGCUAUAUGACUUUCAUGAUAUCUAUUGGAUGCAGCAAAAUCAAUGAAAGUUGCUCUAACAAAAUUUUGUCUACAGAUAAAUUUAUGAAAUCAUACGACAACGCAACGGGACAGUUAUUUGUUGUUGGGGAAACGAAAUACAGCCUUCGGGAAUCUCUCUAUGUAACUGAAUACGAUAUUUCAUCAUCGGAAAUGAACCUAAAACGAGAAAGUUUAAAGGGGUGCGAGGUUCCAUCUGAAACAUGUGCAUUAGUAUCACAGAACAUAUCACUAUUUGUUGAUUUGGGCAAUGGAUCUUACCUUUACUCGCCUCUUAACAGAACCCUGGCGCCGAGUGACUAUCUGGAUGUUGGAAAUGACACAAUUUUUGUUUGCUCUUACGUCUUGGUAAGUGAGCAGUCUGCUGCAGUAUUUCUUCGUUUUUCAUCUGCUCAAUCUAUUUUAAGCACCAUCGGCAUUUCCUUGUCUAUUAUUGCUCUUAUCGUAACAUUUGUUACUUAUCUCAAAUUCAACCUUCUUCGGAAAGCUACGUCGAACACUCUCAUCAUGAGUCUCUGCAUUACUCUGAUCUUCGCCCAAUCUAUCAUCUUAUUUAGUGGACUAGCCGCGAUGAAUUCUAAUGCGUGCCUCUCAUUUGCCAUCUUGGGGCACUUCAUGUGGAUCGCAGUUUUCUCUCACACAACGGCUCUUGCUUUCGAUUUACACCGUCGAUUCGGCAUAGCAACGAAAUUUGGCCGAACCGAUGAGGGCGCUGCUGUACUUUCAAGGUUCCUUCUGUUUGCCUGGGGAUGUCCAAUACUUGUGGUUGGUCCUUGCCUUGGAAUCUAUUUCAGCGGCACCAAGCUUCCACACUUCAACCUGACCUACAAAACAGUUACCUGUUGGAUCGGUGAUGGUAUGGCCAAUUUGUACGUCUUUGGAAUCCCCGUCGCUUCUCUCCUCGUCAUCAAUCUCAUUUUGUUCGUCAUGGUAGUUGCCGGUCUUCACCACAUGAGAAUGAGCCCUGUCAACAAACACAAGAGUACAGAUUCGAACACGUCAUCUGACCUUUUAAUUUACAUCAAGAUGUCCACUCUGCUUGGUUUCACCUGGGUCUUUGGUUUCGUAGCUGCCUUCGCUAACGUCACAGCUCUCUGGUAUAUCUUUAUCAUCCUCAACUCUCUCCAGGGAGUCUAUAUCUUCAUUGCCUUCAUCUGCAACAAGCGUGUAUUCAAGCUCUGGCGGGACUCUUGUACAUGCCUCGAUAGGGUCUCCUCAACUUCGUCCUCCAAGUCAAGGGCGACUUCGUCAGACGUGGUGACAAUGAAAAAAUCGGACUGGAAAACGACAACUAGCGAAUCGAUGCUCUGAAAGAACACCCGCAUAAUGGUCGGCUCAGCAAUCGACAAUCAUCUAUACAGGGAUAUUACAGUAGACCUACAACCCACUAGAAGGGCACAACACGAGACCGAUAAAAUCAAGAAAUGAAUUAAUAAUUUUCUCGUGAGCUGUUGGUUUUGUCGGAUGUCGGUCAUGUGGGCUACAGCCAAAUUACACCGGGUGCAGUACAGUUUUCUGACAGUGUGUUAUUGUACUUUACCAGAUGUUUCGGGGUCAUCACAGCAGAUCGAUAGCCCACGAGACCGACAAAACAAGGAAAAUACACAACAAAAUAUUAUAUAGAAGUGGAGAACGUUGAUGUUCCACGAGACCGAUA